AUGACGGAUUUGUUGAUCAUCGCUAUCAGUCAUAAUGUGACAUUCAUUGGAAAGGCCUGGUGGGUGUUGAUGCUGGCUCUGCGCUCGCUGCUGCUCCUGCUGGCCGGAUUCACCCUCUUCAGUGACGAGCAGCAGCGAUUUGUCUGUAACACCAUCCAGCCGGGCUGCUCCAACGUGUGCUUCGACGUCUUCGCCCCCGUCUCCGUCCUCCGCCUCUGGUUCUUCCAGCUCGUUUUCCUCAGUCUUCCACAUUUCGUGUUCGCCACCUACGUGGUGCAUAAAGUUUUGUCCCAUCCGUGUUUUGAAGGGAUCUGCGGUCGAGGAGGUUUGCCUUUCACCCUGGAGAACUGCAGCUCCUCCAGGGAAGUGUCCCUGCCUCGGGAUUGGGGACUGCCGCGCUUCUACUGCGCUUACUUCUUAGUUGUGAUUCUUCGGAUCCUUCUGGAGGCCAUUUUUACCGCUGGCCAGUUCUUCCUCAUCGGUUCCUCUGUUCCUAAGAGUUUCUUCUGCUACGAGGCUCCCUGCACAUCUGGAGUGGAAUGCUACGUCUCCAGACCCACGGAGAAGACCUUCAUGAUCAAUUUCAUGCUGGGCGUGGCCUGCCUCUCCAUCCUGCUGAGUCUGGUCGACCUGGUCGGCUGCUUGAAGGCGAUCGCGAGGUGUCGGCGCAAGAAGGAGCUGCUCAUGGAGGAGAUGAGCAAAGGAGAGCAGAGCAGCGUGUUCACGGCAGCGACCGACGACACCGACGUUCAGCUGACCAAGAGGAUGAGCCCGACAGGAAGCUCCAAGAUGAACGGCCUCAGAGAUGAGAAACCAAACGGUGAGAAGACGAACGGCGGAGCCACGCUCGGUGAGAGGAACCCAGAAAGCAACGAUGGCAAAGCGGACACGUUUCGAUCGCCCGCGGCGGCGAGCGCUCCGGCGCCAGCACACUUCGUCCCUCACAGCCACUCGAGAGCUCCUUUAUCGUGGCGUUAUGACGGGGGAACAUCACCGAACCCGAAGGCGACAACACUCUUAGGUGUUACAAAGCCGGACCAGGACGCUCCGGCCGGGACAAACGGCGGACAGACUGAUAGCAGCGAAUGUCAAGAUAAGAGAGCGUGGGUGUAA
This is a messenger RNA of Salarias fasciatus (jewelled blenny), 1113 nucleotides long. RefSeq names its product gap junction delta-4 protein-like. Gene Ontology annotation, cellular component: connexin complex. Gene Ontology annotation, molecular function: gap junction channel activity. The coding region runs from base 1 to 1113 and encodes 370 amino acids. NCBI's taxonomy places the organism in Eukaryota, Metazoa, Chordata, Actinopteri, Blenniiformes, Blenniidae. Gene Ontology annotation, biological process: cell-cell signaling. The transcript has 2 exons. The record is from RefSeq and is a predicted model, not a curated record.